Procambarus clarkii (red swamp crayfish) is the source of this 1443-nucleotide messenger RNA. The record is from RefSeq and is a predicted model, not a curated record. Lineage: Eukaryota; Metazoa; Arthropoda; Malacostraca; Decapoda; Cambaridae.
AUGCUUAAGGCUAAUCGAGGGAGCGUCCUCCGUGAAGAUGUUCAAGGUUUAUUUGGAAUGCAGUGCCGAUACCUAGUUAAUGAUGUGACUACUGACCCAAGGUUGGAUGUGAAGGUGGACGAUGAAAACGAUGCAGGAGUGUAUAAGGUUGUCAAGGAGAAGUGUAGUGACGGGGGUGACGAUACAGGAGUGUAUAAGGUUGUCAAGGAGAAGUGUAGUGACGGGGGUGACGAUGAAGGAGUGUAUAAGGUUGUCAAGGAGAAGUGUAGUGACGGGGGUGACGAUGCAGGAGUGUAUAAGGUUGUCAAGGAGAAGUGUAGUGACGGGGGUGACGAUGAAGGAGUGUAUAAGGUUGUCAAGGAGAAGUGUAGUGACGGGGGUGACGAUGAAGGAGACGGGGCACCAUUACAUGGGCGAGCAGGAGACAAUGGUGAGGCUGGCCCUAGGAACGGUGAUGCUGGCCCUAGGAACGGUGAGGCUGGCCCUAGGAACGGUGAGGCUGGCCCCAAGAACGGUGAGGCUGGCCCCAAGAACGGUGAGGCUGGCCCUAGGAACGGUGAGGCUGGCCCUAGGAACGGUGAGGCUGGCCCCAAGAACGGUGAGGCUGGCCCCAAGAACGGUGAGGCUGGCCCCAAGAACGGUGAGGCUGGCCCUAGGAACGGUGAGGCUGGCCCUAGGAACGGUGAUGCUGGCAUUAGGAACGGUGAGGCUGGCCCUAGGAACGGUGAGGCUGGCCCUAGGAACGGUGAGGCUGGCCCCAAGAACGGUGAGGCUGGCCCCAAGAACGGUGAGGCUGGCCCUAGGAACGGUGAGGCUGGCCCUAGGAACGGUGAGGCUGGCCCUAGGAACGGUGAGGCUGGCCCCAAGAACGGUGAGGCUGGUCCUAGGAACGGUGAGGCUGGCCGCAAGAACGGUGAUGCUGGCCCUAGGAACGGUGAGGCUGGCCCUAGGAACGGUGAGGCUGGCCCUAGGAACGGUGAGGCUGGCCCCAAGAACGGUGAGGCUGGUCCUAGGAACGGUGAGGCUGGCCGCAAGAACGGUGAGGCUGGCCCUAGGAACGGUGAGGCUGGCCCUAGGAACGGUGAGGCUGGCCCCAAGAACGGUGAGGCUGGUCCUAGGAACGGUGAGGCUGGCCGCAAGAACGGUGAGGCUGGCCCUAGGAACGGUGAUGCUGGCAUUAGGAACGGUGAGGCUGGCCCUAGGAACGGUGAGGCUGGCCCUAGGAACGGUGAGGCUGGCCCCAAGAACGGUGAGGCUGGCCCUAGGAACGGUGAGGCUGGCCCUAGGAACGGUGAGGCUGGCCCUAGGAACGGUGAGGCUGGCCCUAGGAACGGUGAGGGUGGCCCCAAGAACGGUGAGGCUGGCCCUAGGAACGGUGAGGUUGUCCCUAGGAACGAUGAGGCUGGCCCUAGGAACGGUGAGGCUGGCCCCCAAGAACGGUGA